CAUGUGGCGUUUGCUCAUCUUGUUCACAACUCUCUGCUCGGUCUCCGUGGAAGCCCUACGGGAGGACCUAUUCCUCGAGCCGCCGGAGAAUCUCGUAACGAUAGUUUCCUGUGUGAAGCACCUCUGCGACAAGUACUACAAAUCGGAACGGGCCAUCAAAGGAUCGCUGGGCCUGAUUUACCUCAAACCGGACUCGUCACUGUUCCAGAUCCAACUGCUGAAAUCGUUCCACGAAGAUCCGCGCCAUGAGAUGGGAAUAAUGCCCAAGAACAGCCGAAGGCUUCAUCCGGACGCGUCGCACGUGACGGACAGGGCCAAGAACUACUUCCUGAUGGUACGCGAGGCGUCGGAGCUGGCUUCGCACAUCAGCAUGUUCCGGAGGUUGCCCACGUUGAACCCGUUGGCCCAGGUGGUCAUUCUGUUCACCUCGGAGAUGACACCGGAGGUUUUCGGGGUGGAAGUUCGCAAGGCGCUGCAGAAGCUGUUCGACUAUUGGUUUCUGAAUGUCAACGUCAUGGUUCAGCGGUACAAUACGAGUGUUUUGGAGGUGUGGUCGUGGUUCCCGUACGAGAACGGACGAUGCGCGGAAGAGAUCAUUGACAUUCGAAUGAUCGACGAGUGUGAGUACGCUGAGGUGGAGGAAGAGACGGAAGAAGAGGAAGUCGAGCUAGUUGAACCUGAAGUUGAACAGUCGAACGAAACGUACGUAAACAGUUCUUCAAGUAAUGAAGGUGAUUCGCUUCAUCCCAAGAAAACGGCGUGGAUGUUCCGAGAAACACAUUUCUUCUCCGAGUACGAACCGAAGCUACCCAAGUACUUCAACGACUGCCCGCUGAAGGUGUCCACCCCCAUCUGGGAACCGUUUGUAGUGGGUAACGAAACGGCCGUCGAGAAGGGCUUCGAGGUUCUGAUGAUUGAAGCGAUCGCGGCCCGGCUGAAGCUGGCACCGAUCUACAAGGUCAUCGAGACGGAAAGGGCUACGGCACGGAUUACGGUCGACAAGGAUGUCGGAUUCUACGCGGAUCUGAUCAGGAGAAACUCGGACAUCAUGAUCGGAGGCCUGUACGAGAACCCCAUCAGCCGGAAGCUUCUCUCGACCACCAUCCCGUACUACCAGGACGACAUGACGUGGUGCGUUCCGCCGGCCCGCCUAGCCCCCAAGUGGCCCAACGUGUUCAUCAUCUUCAACAUCUGGAUCUGGAUGCUGGCCAUCGGGAUCAUAUUUGUGUGCGCGGGCAUCAUCGCCGGAUUCAACACCUUCGAGCAGGGCUACCCGGAGAACUACACCUGGAUGUUGGUGCAGUCGCUGGCCCUAUCGCUGGGUCUGUCCGCGACCUACUGGCCCCAACGGUUGUCCAUUCGGUUGUUCCUGCUGGUCUACAUGUUCUACGGAAUGCACUGGGAUGUGGCACAUCACAGUUUCCUCAUAACGGUCAUGACGCGACCUCGCUUCGAAAAGCAGAUCAGUACGGCGGAAGCGGCCAUCGAGAAAGCUUUCAAGUUCCUUGGACCGGAGAACAGUUUGGUGUUCUUUGAUAAACCAGACACCGUUUCCAAGCACAUCGCUUCAGUGUACAAGACUUGCCCAAACGUGGACGACUGCUUGGCCCGCAUUAAUGCGGAUCAGACGGUUGCGGUGGCCGUUUCCCGAGCGCACUCCCAGAACAGCAAGACCAUCGGCGAAGCAGAGAUGUUCUGCUUCGCGAGAACGCACAACAUCCAGACGUAUCCGGUGGAAAUGAUGGUCAAGAAGGAUUUCCACAUCCUGGCGAAGAUCAACGAUCUGAUCAGGAGGAUCAGCGAGUCCGGCUUGCUGGGCAAGUGGCAAGUGGAAAGCAACAAGAUCCGUAUCGAUACGGAUUCGGGCGGAGGAGGCGGUGGUGGCCAUGGUGACGCGCAGAUUGUGCUGACGGUCGCGCACAUCGAGGGGGCGUUUUUCCUAGUAGGCAUUGGAUUGGGCAUUUCAGCGAUUGCUUUUGUCGGAGAGUUGGUUUAUUUCGGCUUGAAGCAGAAGUACAACUGGGAGGAUUCGGUUUUCAGUAGGAUGAUAUGCUGAGUAAUCCCGC
Aedes albopictus (Asian tiger mosquito) is the source of this 2066-nucleotide messenger RNA. RefSeq lists its product as uncharacterized. The record is from RefSeq and is a predicted model, not a curated record. The transcript is spliced from 2 exons. The coding region runs from base 2 to 2056 and encodes 684 amino acids. NCBI's taxonomy places the organism in Eukaryota, Metazoa, Arthropoda, Insecta, Diptera, Culicidae.